CCACAAUUCGAUUUGGGUUUGGAAUUUAAAAAAAAAAUGGACCAUAAUCAUCAAUGGCGUAUGAGAUUUUCCUUCAAGAACGCCACAAUUGCUCUGACUAUCGUCAACGUUCUCAUCUUCCUCUUCCUACUUCAGGGGUUUUUCACUUCCUCCUCUUCAUCUUCUUCUUCCUCUCGCCGACUUAUUUCAGCUCAGCUUCGGUAUAUGAAGGAAGCCAGAGAGAUUAGGCUCGCGAUGCAACCUUUAGAGCUCAUCAAAAGAGUACGGGAAAUAGAAGAGGAGGUAUCCGCGGGGCAAGAAAUCGAGCAGCAGAAAGAUGUGAAGCAGAACACAGCUGUUGAUCUCUCUAAGCGGCUCAAGGAUUUCCGCGCGCUAAACGAUGCAUCGAGCGUGAAAGCAUUGGAAGAAUGGCGAAAGCGGAAAAUGGAACGAGCAAGACAACGGGAUCUUGAGAAAACCGGAGGAGUUUCAUCCAAAACAUCUUAA
Messenger RNA from Thlaspi arvense, 486 nucleotides. The record is from the annotation of a GenBank genome assembly. Lineage: Eukaryota; Viridiplantae; Streptophyta; Magnoliopsida; Brassicales; Brassicaceae.